Molecule: messenger RNA, 4405 nt
Organism: Bactrocera tryoni
Lineage: Eukaryota; Metazoa; Arthropoda; Insecta; Diptera; Tephritidae
Product: protein Optix
Exons: 4
Coding region: 1018-2394 (458 amino acids)
Biological process (GO): regulation of transcription by RNA polymerase II
Cellular component (GO): transcription regulator complex; nucleus
Molecular function (GO): RNA polymerase II cis-regulatory region sequence-specific DNA binding; DNA-binding transcription factor activity, RNA polymerase II-specific
Source: RefSeq, a predicted model, not a curated record
GCUUGGUAGUGAGCUCAGUUACAGGCCAUUAUUUGAUUUUGUUUGUUGACGGUUGCGACAACGACAACGACAACGACAACGAUUCGAGUGUGCUGCUCGAUGCCAGCACCGUCGAUACGAAACGCAAAACGAGUUUGGUGAAACGAGUCCGAUAAUUUACACGCAAGCGUCGCCGCAGCAGCUACGGCAGCAACGGGAGCAGCUGCCGUAUUGGCAGCAUCGGUAGCAACACAACGGUAGCAGCGGCACCACCAGUAACAGUGGCUAUCACAAACGCAGAAGCGGUGGCAGUUAAUUGGCAUUCGCCUACUUGCAAAGCAUACCUACGCGUGGACGCGCAAUAACCCCGUCGCCAAAGUAGCACCGAUCGGUUCGGAGUGCAGUGAAUAAACCGCGGUCGCAUCAAUGUCCUAUCCGGUUCCGAUUGCCUGCGAGAUCUUACACUUAGCCGUGGAUUAAUUCGCAAGCCACACGCCACGUCGAAACGGUUCAAAUAAUAGCUUCAGCCUACAAGCCGAACUGGCGGAGCAGUACUGUGAAAUUGGGUGUGAAUUCGUACGAUCGAACUGCAAAAGUUUUGAAAAUUAUUUCAAAUUAUUGAAAAUGUAAAAACGAAUUUUUAUGCGAGUUCCAAGUGUGUUGUGAAUUGAGUUAAACAAAGGGAGAUUGUCUAAGUAUUUGAAAUCGUAUUUAAAUUCACAGCUAAAAGUGUCCAUGAGAAAUGAAGUGUGGUGUCCUUUCAUCAGCUGGAAAUCGACACAAUCGAUCCAAUUGAUUUUUUAUUGUGUUUAAUAAACUAAAUGGAAAUUUGUAAAGUUUUUGUGCUAUAAUUGACACAUGUAUGUAUGUAUGUGUGUAUUUUACAUUUAACUUCAAAUCGGCGUGAGAAGUUCGAGAGCAUAGCGGAUUUGUAGUUAUUGUUAUUGCUUUUGUUACACUUACCGCCGCUAAAAAUUGCAAAACAUUCGUGGCCUGGAAUAGUAUGCGAAUUUGUUCACAGUGGAUUCAACGAAUAAAAUGGCCGUUGGACCGACGGAGGGCAAGCAACCUCCCUCAGAGACAUUCUCGCCCACACACCAGAUUAUAGCACCGAGUCCGAUCUUGGCAGUGCCAACGCUCGCCUUCUCCGCCGCACAAGUGGAAAUUGUCUGCAAAACGCUGGAGGACUCGGGGGACAUAGAGCGUUUGGCGCGCUUCCUCUGGAGUCUACCGGUGGCCUUGCCGAAUAUGCAUGAAAUAUUGAAUUGUGAAGCCGUACUCAGGGCGCGAGCGGUUGUUGCGUAUCACGUCGGAAAUUUCAGGGAGCUUUAUGCAAUAAUAGAAAAUCAUAAAUUUACAAAAGCCUCUUAUGGCAAAUUACAAGCAAUGUGGCUCGAAGCCCACUACAUUGAAGCGGAAAAAUUGCGCGGCCGAUCACUAGGUCCUGUGGAUAAAUACCGAGUGCGAAAGAAGUUCCCUCUACCACCCACGAUCUGGGAUGGUGAACAAAAGACACAUUGCUUUAAGGAGCGAACGAGAAGUUUGCUGCGUGAGUGGUACCUUCAGGAUCCGUAUCCGAAUCCGACAAAAAAGCGUGAACUAGCGAAAGCAACCGGCCUCAAUCCAACUCAAGUGGGGAACUGGUUCAAAAACCGGAGGCAGAGGGAUCGAGCUGCUGCUGCCAAAAAUAGAAUACAACAUAAUCAAAAUAAUUCUGGACUCAUUUGCCGCAGUCGGCGACCGGAGGGAGCACCAUCCCCGAUAGCAUCAGAUACAUCGGACUCAGAUAUUUCACUGGGCACCCAUUCACCUGUUCCUAGUAGUAUUCAGCUACAGCAUAGUCCUGGCUCCACAUCGAACGGUGCCAACGAUCGCGAAGAGAGUCUCAGUGUCGAUGAUGACAAGCCGCGCGACUUGGCCACCUCCAUUGCGGCUAGUAAUUUGGUAGCAGCAUCCACAUACGCCACAGCCACACCAUUAUCCACCUGCUUGCCACCAUUCAAAUUGGACACAGCGACCAGUCUCUUCAAUGCCGGUUGUUAUUUACAAAGUUUUAGUAACCUCAAAGAAAUGUCUCAGCAAUUUCCCAUUCAACCGAUCGUCAUUAGACCACAACCACAAUUGCCGGCGCAGGCGCAUGGCUUGAAUGGCAGUCACCUGCAUGCCGCCAUAAACUAUCCGCCACCAGGUUAUGCGGUGGAUUGCACACCACCGAAAAUACGUGUCAAUUCUCCAGAAAAACUGAACUCGACAGCCAACAGCAUAGCGGCUACCUUAAGUACCGUGGCGGCGUUGCAGGACACCUCGGCAUAUCAGCAUCAUCAUCACAGCGCCCAGCUCUUGCAUCGACCAUUCUCCACGUCACCGGAUUUGCCGCUCAACAACCACAAUGCCGCACCGCCGGAGAUCACAUGAUAUACCAGCCGUAGGCACCCAUACAAGCACUAAUACUAGGCACCACUUCAAUUAGUAGAUCUUCGCUCUCGCUCUCUCUCUCUCUCAACAGAGGCACACAAGUUUGCAAAAUCCAAAUAAGGGUUGUUAUAUUGAAUGAAUCUGGCAUUUUAGAGAGCCAGUCAAAAAUUUCACAAUGAAUUAUAGUUUUCGGCAAGCGAAUAGUUUACGCCUCUUUCAGACAUCAUAGUUUAUACAUAAGACUUUUAUUUUUCAUUUCAAAAACUCUUGUUCGAUUCCUCCAGAUUUUGGAUGGUUUACACAUUGUAGCACAUCGCACUAAAGCUGACUGUAAUAAUCUGGUUUAUACAUAUAUGUAUGUACAUGGGUGCUCUCUGACUUUCCCUCCUCGUUAAGGUUUUGUCACUUUCAUGUUUCACUUGGCUAACGGUUUUAUAUACAGAGGAGUGGUACUUAGAUGGUUCAGUUUUCAUAAAUUAUUUUUAUCUAUCAAUUUGAUUUAUGGAAAUUAGCGAUAUUUUGGAUAUUCCGGCCAGCUUAGUGACUUGAAACCAGAUGGAGUAGUAAUUGAAAAAAAAAUAUAGCUUCUUGAAAUAAAAAAUUUCUUCGGAUAAUACAUGAAUCAUGAAUAUGAAAACCAUUUGUUAGAAAUGCAAGUAUUCGUAAGAUGUAUAACUUCAGUUCUUGAACUAACUGAGUUGUAGCGAAUUAUAAUAAUUAUCUUUGUACUCCACCAGGUUCGAAAAGUUCCAUUUAUUUACAACUUUUUGUAAAACAUUUUCACAAAAGUUUUGUGAAAGGCAAAAUUAAUAUGUAGAAUCUUCCAAAGAUAUACUUCAGGAGUCUCUGAGUAUAUCAUCUUCUCUGUCACGUUUCACAAAAUCUUUCUUCGGACCUUCUUGUCCGUAAUUAGGAUUGCAUUGUUGUUAUCACAUUCACAUAAUUAUUUCAAGAAUGUUCCUCGCAUGUUAUUUUUUAUAUGACAAAUUGAAUUUUAAUGCUGAUUAUUUCGUCUGAAACAAUAAAAUUCCCGUGAAAAUGUUUUCUGGCCUUAAAGUUUAGAAACAUAAGUAUGUCUGAGUGUUGUUGGAAGUUCCACAGACAUUAUCCGUGUUUUGAGACUUCAAAAAUAUAUAUAAAUUAUUUCUGCAUAUCACAUUUGGUUUCAUACGCACAUUGACUUUUAUAUGUAGUCUAUUUCGGGAUUUAAAAACCAAAACAAAUUCAAUCAUCGAAAAUCGCUUUAUUGUUUUUCAAAAUAUUCUCCACUUUGCCACUCUGAUCGAGGUAUCUUAAAAACAUGCGUUUUGAACGCAUCAAUCGCUUCUUCCGGUGUCGAACCUAUUAGUUUAUCUUUUAAAUACAUGAAUGAAAGGAAAUCAUUCGGCCCUAAGUCAGGAAUAUACGCUGAAUGACUUAUCAAAUCGACAUUUUGAGUGCUCCAAAAUGCAGUCGUUUCAGUCAAAUGUUCAUGCAGUAUUGAAUGUAUGCUGGUCCCACUAAUGCCUAUAGUUGUCUCUAACUCACGAAAUAUAAAGACAACCUACGUACCCGCCGAAAUAUUUUUCUUAUAGGCUUUAAGUCUAAGGAUACACUCCUAGCUAGAUCUCUAUUUAGCCAACCCCUAACAGCGCCAUUUUGGAUUUCACUGGCUUUACCGAUGAUAUUGGUUAUGUUUCUUGUCUUUCCUCAAAUAAUUCCGUUAAUUCGGUUGCGGUGAAAGAGUCAGAGUAAGUCGGCAGUGGGUGUAGUGCAAAGAAUUCCGGAAAUAACUGCAAACAACCGAACAAUUAUUUUAAUUUUAAAAGAUGAACAAACUGAAGUUGUUAAUAACUCAGCUGCGGGUAGUGACCUAAGAUAAAUCUGUGAAUAUACCCAUAGGAGAAUAGAGCAAUUUAAGCAAAUUUUUGUACAUUUUCCGGUGCAAAUAAGUACAUUAAACACAGACAACAAUCCAAAUGAAUAAAAAAUUACGCGUUUUCCACUCCGCGUUUAUUGCUCUAAUAUACAU